GCAGAGCAGCUUCUCUCUUGCUGCAAUGGCUGGGAAGAACGGCGCGGGUGGCCUUCUUGCCGUGCUCGUCGUCGUCGUCCUCGUUUGCUUCGGGGUGGGCGGCGUGCUCGGCGCCGGCGGGAGCGAUGACCACUUCGUCUACUCCGGCUUCACCGGCGCGCCACUCGCGCUCGACGGCACUGCCGUCAUCACGCCGACAGGGCUGCUCGAGCUGACCAACGGCACGGCGCAGCUCAAGGCCCACGCGGUGCACCCGGCGCCGCUGCGGUUCCACGUCGGCUCGCCGUCCGGCGGCGGCGGCGGCGGCGUGGUGCGCUCCUUCUCGGCGUCGUUCGUGUUCGGGAUCAUUCCCCCGUACUCCGACCUGAGCGGCCACGGCAUCGUCUUCUUCGUCGGCAAGAACAACUUCACCGCCGCGCUGCCGAGCCAGUACCUGGGCCUCCUCAACAGCGGCAACAACGGCAACGCCACCAACAACAUCUUCGGCGUCGAGCUCGACACGAUCUUCAGCUCCGAGUUCCAGGACCCGAACGACAACCACGUCGGCAUCGACAUCAACAGCCUCAAGUCCGUCGCCGCGAGCGCCGCCGGCUACUUCGACGACAAGACCGGCGCCUUCCGCGGCCUGUCCCUCAUCAGCGGCAAGGCCAUGCAGGUCUGGGUGGACUACGACGGCGCCACCACGCAGAUCAGCGUGUUCAUGGCUCCCCUCAGGAUGGCCAAGCCUUCGCGGCCACUGGUGUCCGCCAUGCACAACCUCUCCCAGGUGCUCGUGGAGCCGGUGUACGUGGGAUUCUCGUCGGCGACGGGCACGGUCAGGUCGCGCCACUACGUUCUUGGCUGGAGCUUCGCCAUGGACGGCCCUGCUCCUGCCAUCGACAUCAACAUGCUGCCCAAGCUGCCAUUUUAUGGCACCAAGGCAAGGUCAAGGGUAUUGGACAUAGUCCUCCCCAUAGCGACCGCGGUGUUCGUCCUCGGUGUGGUGGUGGUCGUGGUUUUCCUCGUCCGGAGGAGAUUGAGGUACGCUGAGCUGCGGGAAGAUUGGGAGGUUGAAUUCGGGCCGCAUCGAUUCACGUACAAGGAUUUGUUCCGCGCGACGGAAGGAUUCAAGGCGAAGAUGUUGCUUGGCAUAGGAGGAUUUGGGAGGGUAUACAAGGGAGUUCUACCGAAAUCCAAUAUGGAGGUUGCUGUGAAGAAAGUGUCCCACGAAUCGAGGCAAGGCAUAAAGGAGUUCAUUGCGGAGGUCGUAAGUAUUGGCCGUCUUCGUCAUCGGAACCUUGUGCAGUUACUAGGUUAUUGCCGACGAAAAGGUGAACUUAUUUUGGUUUACGACUACAUGCCAAAUGGUAGCCUUGAUAAAUACCUAUAUGAUGAUAAGAACAGGCCUACUUUGGAUUGGACUCAAAGGUUCCGCAUCAUUAAAGGGGUAGCAUCUGGUCUACUAUAUAUUCACGAAGAUUGGGAGCAAGUUGUCAUCCAUCGAGACAUUAAAGCAAGUAAUGUGCUCCUCGAUAGCGAGAUGAAUGGACGGCUAGGUGAUUUUGGUCUAGCAAGAUUAUACGAUCAUGGUGCUGAUCCGCAAACCACACAUGUGGUUGGUACCAUGGGAUACCUAGCCCCGGAAUUAGCCCGAUCCGGGAAGGCUACCACUCUGACCGAUGUUUUUGCCUUCGGUGCCUUUGUUCUUGAGGUCGCAUGUGGACGAAGACCCGUUGAGCAAGCCAUGCCGGACAACCAGCUCAUGCUGGUCGAUUGGGUGCUUGAAAAUUGGCAGAAGGGGACCCUCUCAAAGGUAAUCGAUGCGAGGCUCCAUGGUAACUAUGAUGCUGAUGAGGCGAUGCUAGCACUGAAGCUAGGGUUGCUGUGCUCACAUCCAUUACCCAAUGCGAGGCCUAGCAUGCGACAGGUUGUGCAGUAUCUCGAAGGUGACAUGCCCUUCCCGGAGCUAACGCCAACACAUCUAAGCUUCAGCAUGCUAGCUCUUAUGCAGAACGAAGGCUUUGACUCCUUUGUCAUGUCAACAUCGCUUCCUUCGGAGACGAUGAUGACCAUGGGCACAAUGAGUGGCCUUUCUGGAGGAAGAUAGCACAUUAGCACCUGCUUGAUUUUCUUUAACAAGAGUUUUAUUUUGUGUAACUCUUUGUACUAUUGAUAGUAACUAGUAAUUCACUGCUGCCUAUAAAAAUUCUCUUUGGUUUUGAGACGCAAAGAGUAUUUUCUAGAAAUAUAUUAAUAAUAGAGCAAUGAUAUAUUGUUGUGCGCAAAGCAAAUUCUUAUGGUAGAGUAGAUAGUAAAGUAAGAGAAAUUUUACGGUGUUUGAGAGAGGUACUAAAUAUUAGUGUAAUAUUUUGACUCCAAAAGUUCUAAGUAUC
Molecule: messenger RNA, 2372 nt
Organism: Oryza brachyantha (malo sina)
Lineage: Eukaryota; Viridiplantae; Streptophyta; Magnoliopsida; Poales; Poaceae
Product: L-type lectin-domain containing receptor kinase SIT2-like
Exons: 1
Coding region: 26-2086 (686 amino acids)
Biological process (GO): protein phosphorylation
Cellular component (GO): plasma membrane
Molecular function (GO): carbohydrate binding; ATP binding; protein kinase activity
Source: RefSeq, a predicted model, not a curated record